GCAAAUAAAAUGAUUGGAAAAUUUAUUUUGCUGCUGAUCUUUCUGCUGAUAACAUCAACUCAUGGUCAUGUCUGCUAUAAACAUGAGGGAGCUGACUGGGAAACUGGAGCCUGUGCAUCAGGUUCUCGUCAGAGCCCCAUCAACAUUGUGACGGCCAAUGUCAGAGAAGCACAAGACGUCGAACUUUACAUCUCAGGGACCGACAUCACGACAGGCUCCAUACACUACCACGACCACGAGCUCAAGGUCACUUAUGCUGGAGCCACUGCGAAGUACACAUCUGAUGAUGAAGAGAGCGAGUGGGCGCUAGCACAGUUCCAUUACCAUGCGCCAGCAGAGCACAGGAUCGACGGGAAGACUCACGACUUGGAAAUGCACAGUGUCUUCGUGUCUAAGACAGACCCAGGACAGUUACUAGUUGUAGGAGUAAUCUACGAGCUUGAGCAAGGAUAUGAGGACGAUGAGUUCAUUGCCUCUCUUGCCUUGGAAAACCUCGUUUCUAAUCCAGCCACAGGCCAUAUUGAGAAUGUACCCAUGGAGAACUUUUACAAUAAGUUUAGUAACACGAAAAUGUACAAUUACAAGGGAUCUUUGACUACACCUCCGUGCACUGAGAGCGUGGAGUGGUUUGUUGUCAAAGAAAUCCAAAAAAUCAACCCAUCUCAGCUCGGAAAAUUCACGGGCAAAUGGGCCGGACUCAGCAGUUUUGCUGAUGGUAAGGGCUCUAACAGAGUCGCCAUGGACCUUAACAGGAGAAAAGUCUUCGAAACUGGAGGUGAGGAGACCACUAGUAGCAUUGCUUUCUCAUUCUUGUUUAUUGCGUUCUUGGUAAUUUCUGUCGUAGAGAUUGGGUUAGCUGCCGUAUUUACUCUUAAGUUGAAGAACCCUAAGAGUGUCCCAUCCCAGAACUUCGUUAAGGUUGCUGAGAGCUCCGAGAAUGAAGGGACGGAUAAGCUAGAUUUCGAUUACAAAUACUUCAAAAGAAGCAGAAGUAAGGAAAUCUAA
Messenger RNA from Moneuplotes crassus, 1005 nucleotides. Lineage: Eukaryota; Ciliophora; Spirotrichea; Euplotida; Euplotidae. The record is from the annotation of a GenBank genome assembly.